Cucurbitaria berberidis CBS 394.84 is the source of this 2534-nucleotide messenger RNA. RefSeq lists its product as uncharacterized. NCBI's taxonomy places the organism in Eukaryota, Fungi, Ascomycota, Dothideomycetes, Pleosporales, Cucurbitariaceae. The record is from RefSeq and is a predicted model, not a curated record. The coding region runs from base 229 to 2331 and encodes 700 amino acids. The transcript is spliced from 2 exons.
CAAGGCAUCUCAAUAUUCUGAUUCAUGCAUAAGCUAUGUAUCUCGACAGUUCACACAAAGCCGUCGUAGACGCUAAUCUCAACAUGGAGCCGCCAUGCCAAGCACCAUAUCCGGUGCGGCUGGGCUGCCUUCAGCCUCGUUCAGAAUUCUGGUUACUUCCGGCGGGGCUUUUAGACAGUCAAGUCGUCGACCUCCAGAGACCCGCGAUUUGAUCAGCCUCUAGACAUUAUGCCGCAGUAUGGUUCAAUGCCGCCGCCAGGGCCUUAUAUUCCACCGAAUCAAGGUACUCCUGCGCAAGGUUACCAGUCGCAACAGCAGCCAGGCUUCCAGCAGUCACCGGUACCUUUGCCGUACCAGCCCCAGGGCGCGGCGUCGAAAUAUGGUGCUCCGGGCUACCCGCAGAAGGCUGGGGGUACGUUUGGGCAGAUGAUGAACCAGGCGGUUACCACUGGGAAACCAAUGUUGAACAAGCUGGGCAAGACGAUAAGCUCAAAGCUAGGGAGCAAACCUCCUGCCGGCCCGCCGCAGCAUCUGCAGAGCUAUCAGAACUACCAAGACCACCAUGGCCAGCAGAAUCAGUCGCAGGGCUAUCAACAACAGCCGAGCCAGUCGUUCAGUCCUCAACCACAGCAGCAGCAGCAGCAGCAGCAGCAGCAACAACAACAACAACAAUGGGGGCAACCACAGCAACAUCAGCAACAACAGGCGCCGAAUGCGUUCACCCCGCCUCAACAGUCUCCCUACCAGCAGUCAAACUUUGUGACUCCCGCGUCGGGUCUCUCGGGACAAAGCAACUACUUCCCCCAGCAGACGAAUCAAGUACCGAACUCGCAGCCUCAGACGUCGCAACCAUCGCCCAAUAUGCCCACAUACAACGCGACACAAGUUGGACCAAGUGGGCUCACAGUGGAGCCGUAUACACAAGGACAACAAGGGCAGUCUGGUCAGGGCCAAACGAUGUCGGGCCAGCCGCAACCUCCGUUCCAGCAAGAGCAACCUUUGCAAGGUCAAUAUACUGGGCAGCAGAUGGGUGUGGUAGGAGGCAUGCAAAGCCCACAGCCCCAGUACAGCCCGUCCCCACACAUGCCGAGCGUCUCUCCAGAGCCUCCUGCCCAGCCAACACAGUCACAAUGGGGCUAUCCUCAGCCAGGUACUGGACAGCUGCCAUCUCCAGGUGCUCAACAACAGGCUGUCAAUCCUAUAAACUCAUUACAGCCCCUCCCUAGUCCGCCAAUCAAGCAUGAUCAACAACAGUGGAAUAGCAUGCCUCCAGUAAGUCCGGGAGGUCAAGGACAGGGCCAAUUGCCUCCUCAUUCGAUUAGUCCGCCGCCACCACAGCAAAUGAACUUGUCACCACAGAUUCCACCAAACAAGCCUCAUGAUUCAAAUCCACCGCCAAAACCCGCGUCUCAGCACACCGCUCCGCAGCCCGGGCCGCCAGAAUUCAUCGCAGAGUUACCGGCUAGUAUGGACAAUCUGAACAUGGUUGAACCGAAGCAUCAAAGGUAUGAGCAGUCGGCACAAGGCCCACAAUUUCAAGCAUACAAUCCGUCAAGACAGCAAAGUAAAUCACCUCCAAGCGGAUUUACCAUCCCUCGGCGGUCUGUCAGUAUCAGCAACGUCCCCUUGGCCGAUCCAUGGAGAAUUGCCGAUCCAGUUACAGAAGCGCCGACGCGAGAGUUCUACAUUCUCGCUGAUCUGCUCUUUGACGCCCUUGAUCGAAAGUUUGAGCCGAGAAACACGGGCCUACUAGAAGCCCCUAAAAUCCUGGGCAGUUGGGUGAGAUUAACCGAAGACGCACAUGAGUUGUUCUCGUACCGAUCGUAUAGCGCGCUCGCGAAAUUGUGGAGCCUCGAGGGCAUUCCGCACAUGAUGGUGCCAUGCCAACCAGGGUUAAUUCCGAUCUGGAAUUUCCAUCAGCACUCGCAUGCGCAAGACCUGAAAGUGAUUGCUAAGCCACCGACGCCGAUGUCUACAUACGCGACCUAUAUGCCGGCUCUCAACCGGCCAGCAUGGUACAAGUUUUUCUUCCUCGAGGUGCUGCAUGCGCCUGGGGACAUUGACGACGUGAUACCAGCACUGUGUGCGGAAACAUAUAAGCCUGGGAUUCUCAAUCACCCUGAUCUCAAUAGGCGUGACAGGUCUGAAAUUCCUGCCUUGCAGGCGAGAGCUGCUGCAAUACAGACGUAUUCGAUCGCGCGGGUCUGUGAAGAAACCAAGGCUGCCAUGAAGGCUGAUGCAGAUGCUGGAUCCGGACAGAAUCAUGCGGCUGGACUAGCUGCGGGCUCGGUUCAAGCCAGCGGGAACAUGGCGCAAGAAGCAUGGCGGUGAAAUUAGACAAGAUGCAGCUGGCACGUCAUUUUCCGACUAUUUCCAACUACUUGGCUGUCUGCAGCGCUGGGCAAUGCCUCUUGUUAGUCGUGUCUAGAGCCAUAAUUGGUCAAGUCACUGUCCACCCCCGCGUUUCAGCUCAUGAUAGCAUUCAUGCAUAUAGUGUGUUCGUAGUCUAAUGUGUACCACCGAGAUCCAACCAU